AUGGCAAAGAAUGACCCGAGCGAUCCUCCCCCUCCCUACUACAGUGUUGCAGUACACACUCAGCCCCCCCUUAAACCCUACGAGGAGGUUGUGUAUGGGCAGGCCUAUGGAGUUGGGCCGGGGGGGCUACCAUACUACAUCCCCCAACCUCCUCCACCCGUUUCCCCGCCUGUAGUCACCCAGCGGGACAUCCCACCCCCUAGUGGUAAGAGAAGGCAGUGCUGUGAGCGGCGUGGACAGUGUUAUGGAGCAUUAGGAGCAACUGUUAUCCUACUGGGCUUCUUUGCGGUCGCCAUCUGGCUAGGAGUCCAUUAUGGGAUCGGGCGGGCCAACACGGUGAUCAUUGAGCACGGUGAAACGGAGGGGGAGGAGCCAGAGGACGAGAAGCAGUGGAGCAUGACGACGCCUGACACCUGUUCCAACUCCAGUGUGCAGUGUGACGCACUCCGCGACUGCCAACAGGCCAGCGACGAGACCAACUGUGUAAGGUUUGGACUGGACGGAGUUCUGCAGAUCAGAACCUCCAAGGAUGGACGUUUCCUUCCAGUAUGUUAUCAGGGCUGGGACCAGAGCUACGCAGACCAGACCUGUGCUCAGCUGGGCUUCAGAAAAUCAUACCAGUCCAGUGAGCUACAGAGUGAACCGUCCACUGCCCUGACCCUAAGGCCCAGGGCAGCUCUGCCCAUCCAGGGUCUGGUCAACGUCAGCACGUCCUGUCCCAACCAAAAGACUGUCUCCCUGCAGUGUGUAGACUGUGGAAAACAGCAGUCCACCUCCAGGAUCAUAGGGGGCGCCACCGCAAAACUGGGACAGUGGCCUUGGCAGCUCAGCCUGCACUUCAGCGGUUCGCACGUCUGCGGGGGGUCUCUCAUCUCGCCGGACUUUGUUGUGACGGCCGCCCACUGUUUUCCUAGCACAACACCGUCUUCCAGGGACCCCAGAAACUGGCAGGUGUACGGGGGGGCAGUGUCCCAGAAUAACCUCCAGAAUCCGUAUUCUGUGCAAAAAAUCAUUGUGAAUGAAAACUACAACAGAUUCACUAACGACUAUGACAUCGCUCUGAUGAAACUCACCCGCCCUGUGGAAUUCUCAAAUGCUGUACAGCCAGCCUGCCUGCCUGCUUACGACCAGAACUUUGCUCACGGUACAGAGUGCUGGACGUCUGGUUUCGGGACUACAGAGGAAGGAGCAGCCCGUGGCUCCACAGAGCUGAAAGAAGUGUCCGUCAACAUCAUCGACGUGCGCGUGUGUAACAGCAGCAACGUGUACCGAGGCAGCGUCUCCAAGAACAUGAUUUGUGCAGGAGAUCUGGAGGGAGGCAGAGAUUCAUGUCAGGGGGACAGUGGUGGUCCUUUGGUGUGUGAGGGAGAUAACGAGCGCUGGUAUCUGACAGGAGUGACAAGCUGGGGAGCUGGAUGUGGGCGUGCCAACAAGCCUGGCGUCUAUACCAAAGUCUCCAGCGUAUUACCAUGGAUCUACAGCAAGAUGCAGUGUGGUGUCACCUCGCCCUUCCUUGAGAACUCUGGGAAAACGGGGCCUCGCCUGGACCACGACGUCUGCAAAAACAGAAAUGGAGAAACCGAGAGACUUUCGGGUGAUCGUUGGCCCACACAUGGGAAAGAGGAGCCUGUAAAUCCAUUUGAAUAUGACUAUGAGAGUCUGAGGAUUGGUGGUCUGGCCUUUGCUGUUGUGCUUUUUGCACUGGGCGUUCUCCUCAUCCUGACUUUUACCUGUAGAGGAGGAGUCAUUAACUGGAUUGAAAAUGUGUAUGGAUUACGCUACCAAAUGGCUCCAGGAGAUGAGGAGGCUCAGGCGGAAAACCUCAUUGUGUCUAAGGGUGAGAAGAGAGCUAGUCUGACCACUUAG
Messenger RNA from Chanos chanos (milkfish), 1866 nucleotides. RefSeq names its product transmembrane serine protease 13a (gene tmprss13a). Gene Ontology annotation, cellular component: membrane. Gene Ontology annotation, molecular function: ion channel regulator activity; serine-type endopeptidase activity. The transcript is spliced from 17 exons. NCBI's taxonomy places the organism in Eukaryota, Metazoa, Chordata, Actinopteri, Gonorynchiformes, Chanidae. Gene Ontology annotation, biological process: regulation of monoatomic ion transport; proteolysis. The record is from RefSeq and is a predicted model, not a curated record. Bases 1 to 1866 code for a protein of 621 amino acids.